AUGUGGAUAUACCAAAUAUUGGCUACUUGUCCAUAUAUUCGUACAUCUAUUAUAUUAGCUGAUUGUAUAUUUGAUACAAAUCGUUAUAUUUCACUUGGUGCACAUAUUUUUAAUUCAAAUUCAAUCGAUUUUAUUGGCCAUUAUUCAUUUAACAAUAAUAAUAAUAGGGGAAAUCAAAUUAGUAAUACACUUAUUUAUAAUUUAAAUAAUCGUUGGAUGUUACUUUUACCAUUAUUACUCAAAUGUUCUCAUCAACCUGUUAAUCUGACAUUUACAGAAUGUCAAUACACUAUGCGACAACAUAAAUAUACAAGUAGAUCAUCAUCGAUUGCAGAAUAUAUGACAACACAAUUGAGUGUUAUAAAUGUUACUAAUCUUGGUAUGCAAUCAGUACUUUUUUUGCAACCAGGAGAAAUAACUCUUCGUUCAUGUAAAGCAUAUGAUUGUUCGAAACAACUUGUUUAUUUAACAGCAUCAAAUGAAACAUUUAAAUUUAAAAUAGAUUAUGAAAAAUCUAUUGGUACAAAAUGUUAUUCAAAUAGUGAUUGUAGUAAUCGAUAUUCUAUGAAUGAUUUUAUUCAAUGUGAUCAAAUAUCACAAACAUGUCAAUGUUCAAAUGAUAAUAUAACACGAAUUGAUAUAACUGGUAUUGGACGUAUAUGUACAGAUUCAAUAGAUCGAAGUAAUUGUACAAAAUUUCCACAACGUUGUUUAAAAUGGUGUGAUGAAAGUAAAACAUCAUAUUGUAUUUGUCCAAAAUAUACACGUAAAGUAAGAAAAAUUAAUGGAGUUUUUGAUUGUGAAUUAGAACCAACAGGAAUAUGUCGAUUUGAUGAUGAAAAUAAUAUUGGAUUAAAUAUAAGAAAAUGUCCAACAGGAACUAUUUGUGAUAAUAAUCAAUGUCGACCAUUAACAAUAUUUCAAAAAAUGAAUGAAAAAAUACGAAAUGAAUCAUUUUUUUCUUCAACUAUAUCUACAAUUACUUUAUUUUCUUCAUCAACAAAACAAAUUCAUACAAUAUCAAAUAGUUUUAUUUUUAUUUUAAUUAUAAUAACUAUUAUUAGUCUAUUAUGUUUUAUUCUUAUUAUAUCUAUUAUAACAAUACUUAUUAAAACACAUCGAUGUCGUUUAUUAUUAUCAUCGUCAUCAGAAGAUAAAGUAUCAUCAUCAUCAUUUGCACAAUCAACAUCAACAGCUAUAUCAACAGAUUUUUCAAAUGAAAUUUAUCAAUUUCAACAAUUACCGAUUUUAUCAACUGAUUAUUCAAAACAUUAUGAAAAUUAUUUAAUAACACAACCAAAAUUUAUACAUGGUAUUGUUCCACAAACAAAUUUAUCACCUCGUUUUUAUCGACAUUAUCAAGGAUUUGAUAAAACACAACGACGGGCACCAUUACAUAUACAAUCACCAUCUUUAUCUUAUGUCAAUACAUUUAUUGAUCAUGGAUUAUUAACAACAAAUACAUCAUCUUAUAAUAAUGAUAAUAUAAAAAAACGUAAUCAUCUACCGACAAUAACACAUUUACAAAAUGGAGAUGUUCUUAUAUCAGCUUAG
Rotaria sordida is the source of this 1554-nucleotide messenger RNA. The record is from the annotation of a GenBank genome assembly. NCBI's taxonomy places the organism in Eukaryota, Metazoa, Rotifera, Eurotatoria, Philodinida, Philodinidae.